CCGCCCCAAUCAGCUCAGACCCGCCCCCUCGCCUGCCCACGCGAACUCAGACCUCCCGGCUUGGCUCAGCCGGCGGUGAUAAAAUGACCACUCCAGGACCACAUAAUGCUGUUCCAGGAGGAGCAUCUGCUCCAACAGCGCCUCCUACCUACGAAGAGACGAUGGCGAUCUAUAGUUAUUAUCCUACUCCGCCCCCUGGGCCCGUGCCAGGAGUGGUACCCGGGGCCGACGGGAAGGGCAUGAAUCCUCCUGCGUACUAUACUCGGCCUCUGCCAGUUCCUAAUCCUAAUGCAAUUGCGGUUCAGACUGUGUACGUGCAGCAGCCCGUCUCCUUUUUUGACCGCCCCGUCCAGAUGUGCUGUCCUUCGUGUAACAAGAUGAUAGUGACCAGUCUCUCCUAUAACGCAGGCGCCCUAACCUGGCUUUCGUGCGGCAGCCUUUGCUUAUUGGGAUGUAUAGCCGGCUGCUGCUUCAUUCCCUUCUGUGUGGACGCCUUUCAGGAUGUCGAUCACUAUUGUCCGAAUUGCAAAGCUCUUCUUGGUACCUAUAAACGUUUGUAGGGCCAAGGCAAGCGUGAGAAAUCUGCCCACAGAGUUUGAUGACGGCUUUUCAAGUCCUUCAGAAGCUUCACCACCUCUGCAGCCGCUGGUGGUCCGCUCUGAUUUUUCCGGUGGUCCAUUGAAAGGAAAACCAAUCAACCAAACCAAAACCAGCCCAAACCCCCACAACCUCUGAACCUCUGAACCUGGUGCUUGGAGGACUUGAAAGGACAUACAGACAUUGGUUUGGGUGUAGUGUGCCAAUGUAUGAACCAAAUCAUCCCUGUCUUUGAUUGCUGGCUUAUUUAAGAUUGAUUUUUGGUCGGCAGACCCCUUCUGCCUCUUCUGUAGCACCUUUGUUGAUGGUCUUUACGCAGAAGUCAUGGGUUGCCGUGGUUUUGAGACUGAAGUGGCCAGAAAGAGACCGAACCAAUCCAUAGUGCCUACAGUCUGCCCCUCCCUAGGGCAGAAUCUUGGUUUAGAGACCUUAGGAGAUGCUAUGCUCAGAUACUAUUCGAUUAGGGACUUUUUAUGAGCACAAAAAUACACUUUAACUUUUUUAUUGUUUUUUUAAAGGAGGGAUAACCUAAUCAUUCUUAACACAAGGUGCUUGCUACUAGAUAUAUUUCUCUGAGUUUGUGAGAGCUUGUCAGAAAUAGAAUUUCUCCUUUAUUAUUCCCUACUUCCUCAGCUGUAGUCGAGUAGCCAGAGCUUUAGCACGUGAAGUGAGUGGAUCCCUGCUGAAUCAGCACACAGAAUUUCUUAGCAAUUGAGGUUUGUUUUUUUUUUUUUAAUUUUUUUAAUUUUAAAGAAACUUGCUUUUGGAUGGACUUAUCCCUAAAAUGACUUCAAAGGAAAUGUUUAUCAGCCCAUCUUGAUUAAUUCUAUGAAUGACAUCAUUCUUACAUAUGCCAGUGUUGUAUCCCUUUUUUAUUAAAAACAAAUUCACAAAUCAGAAACACAAAACCACUGCCUUUCAUUUGGCUCACUGCAACUGUCAACAACUUCUGCAUGAUUCUGAGGUUGUUUUUUGAUAACAUGUGAAAAUAUGGCUUUGAUUUGUAGCUAUAUCGUAUUUUGAGAACCUCUUUACAAGAAAACCAUAGGAACCUGAUCUACUUCAGAGAAAUCUAGAGUUUACUCUAUUGUCACUCAUUAAACUAGUUUAAACAAAUGGCAAGAUGGGAUUGUUAACCUCAGUUAUCUGGCUGAUAGCCUUCUCACCUAAGAAAUGUAUUGUGUUUAAAAUCAGCACACAGACGGGACUCUGGUUCCGAGAUUCCCUUACUCAGUAUUGAGCAAAAGCAAAGGAAAUAUUUGGAUAAUAUCUGUCUAAAAAUCAGCCCUGAAAUGUUGGGUGGAAGCUAUCCAUUGGCUAAAAUUUAUAAUAGUUAUACUAAUGAUUAGGAAGGCUUAUUUUCUUCAAGUGUGGGUGAAACCCCAUCUUGCUUCCAAAGUAAUGGUGAAAUGUAUACAGCUCUCUUGGAGUACUUUGGCUUUUAUUUAUAGUAACUUUGGCCUUUUAUUGAGGCUUUGAUUUACUUGGUGAACAUUUUAUAAAAGGCUCCUUGUGGGUUUAGGAAAGGUUUCAUAUUAUGUUGCAGCUGUUGCUUCCAACUCUGUCUGUCUGUCUCUCUCCCUCCCUCUCUCUCACUCUGUCUCUGUCUCUGUCUCCCUUCCUCCCUCCCUCUCUGUCUCUGUCUCUCCCUCUCUCUGUCUCUCACUCUGUCUCUGUCUGUGUCUCUCUCUUCCUCCAACCCUUUAUUAGUCACAUGGUAGUAGAAAAUAUUUGAUGAAAAGUGUGCAGAUUAACCUAAUCUCCAGAAAAUAUACCUUAAAGUCAAGAUAAAUAAUAAUGAGAUACACAAACUCAAUGAAUCAAAUCUAGUUAGAGCUUAUUUGAACAUGUAUUUUAUCUCAAUGGCAGAAAAACAAACCAGAGCUUUUACAUUAUAAACAAAAUGUACCAAAAAGCAUGGUUAUAUUUCCAACAAAAAUACGGUUUAUUCAAUAAUCUGCUGGGGCCUUUGUUGGUGCUAGGAGGAAGAUAGAAUAUCUAUUAGAUAUAUCUACACAUUGCUAAUCAUUUGUUUGCUUUUACUUGCAAAUAAGUCUAUAGUUGUCUGGAGGGGUUUGGAAAAAUAAAGAACAUCUUGAUGUAAAAAAAAAAAGUAUAAGUAUGUCUUUUCCAAAGAUCCCAAAACAUAUAUACUGCAGGCAGAAUAGCUUGGUUCUCUUUUCUGUGUCCUCAUCACUGUGACAAUUAAAAAUUCUGUGAAACUGGCUUCUGGGUAAGAAUAUCAAUUAAAGUAUUAGGCUAGUAUUAAUCAAUAAAUUAAUUGGUCAAUAAUCUCUCUCAUUGAGGGAAGAACCUAAAGUCCCUUCACAGAGACCCAUAAAUAGACAGUUUUGGAAGCUCAUUAUUCCACCCCUCCCUUGGACAUCCAAGACCUGUCUAAUUGGUGAAUAGCCAAUGAGGAAGUGAUCUAUCAAAAUUUUCAACUCUUCAUCCCCUGGUGAUGGUGGGUUACUCACAUACAGGUCUUGUGUUCCCCACCUACUGAAGCAGAGAUCUGCUGGUUUGAGGCUGACCCCUAUAAUGAUUCUUAAUGAAGGACUCAAUUGUGCUGCAUGUAGGUAUAUCUAGCAUAAGCUGGCUUUACUUCCUGAGUAAGGCAGAUCUCACAAUCUCUCCCAUUAUCUU
Molecule: messenger RNA, 3243 nt
Organism: Monodelphis domestica (gray short-tailed opossum)
Lineage: Eukaryota; Metazoa; Chordata; Mammalia; Didelphimorphia; Didelphidae
Source: RefSeq, a predicted model, not a curated record